Strigops habroptila (Kakapo) is the source of this 5695-nucleotide messenger RNA. It is a transcript of the gene UBXN2B, whose product is annotated as UBX domain protein 2B. Gene Ontology annotation, molecular function: ubiquitin binding. Gene Ontology annotation, biological process: nuclear membrane reassembly; proteasome-mediated ubiquitin-dependent protein catabolic process; membrane fusion. The transcript is spliced from 9 exons. Bases 43 to 1149 code for a protein of 368 amino acids. Gene Ontology annotation, cellular component: cytosol; nucleus. Lineage: Eukaryota; Metazoa; Chordata; Aves; Psittaciformes; Psittacidae. The record is from RefSeq and is a predicted model, not a curated record.
GCUGGCCCCGCCCCGCCCCUCGCCUGCCGCCGCCCUCAGAAGAUGGCGGACGGCGGGGCAGGUCCUGCGCAGCAGGAAGGGGACGUGUCCUCGGCGGCCGCCGGCGGUCGCAGGGAUCGGCAGCCCCGGAGCAGCGGCCGCCCGCCCAGCGCACGGGAUUUGCAGUUGGCCUUGGCAGAAUUAUAUGAAGAUGAAGCUAAAAGGCAGUCACUGUGUCCUGACAAACCAACAUCUACAAAGAUCAGUAGCACAAAAGCAUCACAGAGUCUUAAAAUUGAUUCUCUUAGAAGGUUGAGAAAACCAGAAAGAAGCAUGAGCGAUGACAAAGAAAACCAAAGAUUUUAUUCAGGUGACUCGGAAUAUAGAGGAUUACAUAUUUCUGGGGCUUCUAAUAAUCCAAGUAAAAUUGUUGCUGAACUCUUCAAGGAAGCAAAAGAACAUGGGGCUGUCCCAUUAGACGAAGCCUCAAGAGCAUCUGGUGAUUUAAGUAAAGCUAAGUCAUUUUCUGGUGGUGGAUAUAGAUUGGGUGACUCAUCACAAAAGCACUCAGAAUACAUAUAUGGAGAAAAUCAAGAUGUUCAAAUUUUGCUGAAACUAUGGAGGAAUGGCUUCAGUUUAGAUGAUGGCGAAUUGAGAUCCUAUUCAGACCCAACAAAUGCUCAGUUUCUUGAGUCUGUUAAAAGAGGGGAAAUUCCUGUGGAACUGCAGCGACUUGUUCAUGGUGGCCAGGUUAAUUUGGACAUGGAAGACCACCAAGAACAGGAAUAUGUGAAGCCUAGACUACGAUUUAAAGCUUUCAGUGGCGAAGGGCAAAAGCUUGGAAGCCUUACACCUGAAAUAGUCAGCACACCUUCUUCCCCAGAGGAGGAGGAGAAAUCCAUUCUUGAUGCGCCUGUUCUGAUUGAUGAUUCCAUGCCAGCAACUAAAAUUCAAAUUAGAUUAGCAGAUGGAAGCCGAUUAAUACAAAGAUUUAACCAAACACACAGGAUUAAGCAUAUUCGAGAUUUCAUUAUCCAGUCCCGUCCAGCUUUUGCAACAACCGAUUUUGUUCUUGUGACUACCUUUCCAAAUAAAGAGCUAACAGAUGAAAGCCUGACACUACAAGAAGCAGAUAUACUUAACACUGUGAUUCUUCAGCAAUUAAAGUAAUCUUACGGUUGUUGGUACAAUAUGGGGAGCAUGCUGUGUUGUCAUACAAUAUGUUUCCAACAGAUGAAGAAAAGGAAAGAUCAGUGUCUUCUUAUCCCCACUCUUCCAUGGAUCAGAUUUUUGGGUUUCAUGUCUUCCAGUGAUAACAUAUCUAACUUUAUUUUAAUCUCUUAGUAUUGUUCGACCUUUUUUCAGUGUUAAAAUUAAGCUUCCCUAUGUUAGUAUGUUUCAAACCACAUCUUGUACUAAAUGUGAAAUGAGAGGUGACUUUGACUCUUCACUAUUUUGGGGGGCAGGGAGAAGCAUUUUUCUGAAGGGGACAUUAUCUUUAAUACAGUUGGUGAGAUUUGCACUAUGGAAAUGUAUUAUGCUGCAUUGACAAACAGCCGUUUGAAGGCUUAGCCUGUGGGUGAUGUUUACCUUCCAAGCUGUAUUAAUACUAAGGUGUUCAGUUUAAUGGGGGGAGAGAUAAUUAAUGCUCUAAUAUAAUUUUUGUAUAUUCUGUUUGUAUGUUUCAUGGUGCAGUAUAAUAUUUAUAUUCUAGUUUUUAUGUAAUUUUCUCUGUAUCAUAGCAGUGAAUCAGUUCAGGAGAUGCAAACCUCAGCUAUUGCAGAUUAUGAUAGAUUGCUCGCAUUUAUACUCUAGUUGUUCUACUUGUGGUGAAAAUAAGUAUGACUUUUUUAUUUCUUGAGGUUAGAGAAAUGGGAUACACCACUGUCAUCUGGUGUAUCCCAUUUCACCACUGGAGAAAUGCUGUGAUUUAGAUUUCAUGAUAGUGGACCUAUGGUCACUUUGAACCUGAGUAUGCAGUUGAACCCUGUGCAUCUACAUGAACAGUUACUUAAAUAACCCUCAACGAAAGAAAAAACAGCCAGGUGCACAAACACAGAACUCGUUUGUGCUGUCAUUUGCGUGCACAAAAGUAGACAUGUUAAUUGGUCAUGUAUUUUUGACCUGAAUUUCAGGUCUUUAUAUUUGGACUUUUGGCCAGAGGCAUUUUGUAAUAUUCAGUGGGGGUUUGGUUGCAUGGCUUUCACUGUACUUGUUUGGAAGCUGUAUAAUUAAACCCCUUAAUCUUUGAAAUUCUAUAUUUUUUCAAAUAACAUGGCCCUACACUGCAGUAUGCAGGUAGGAGUCUUAUGUUGUGGGCAAACUGGCUGCUGUACUUUAGUAGUAUGCAGUUUUAUAGAAUUUGUGGCUUUUUAACAGAUGAGUGGAUCUCACUGAAGGAGGGUAAAUGGGCUGUAUCUCUUGUACAGUAUGUGUUAAAAAUGCUGUUUUCACUGAUUAUUUUAUUCUGAAAAUAUUUAUUUAUGCUAAGCUUAUAACUGCUCAGUAUAUUUGGUUAAUAUACAUUUUUACCUCAAAGUAGAUCUUUGACAGAGUAAAUUUUAAACAUGUAAUUGUAUUUGAAGUAUUUCGUUUUGUAAUCUGAAUAUAUGCAUGAUUUUAAUCAUAAUUCUUUUCAUGUGCUAAGUAAUUAAAGUUUUAAACUAAAAGUACCAUAGGCAACACUUACUGUUUUCUUCCCAUUUUCUGUGCGUUGAAGUGAUGAUUGUAUUGCAUGCCAAAUAUUUAAGCCUAAACAGAAAGGAAUGGACAUUUACUUUGCCUAUGUUUUAUACACUAACACUUCUCUGUGAAUGCAAGGCCAAAGUCAGUAUUUUGUUAUCUAUCUUGGGCAGUCUGUGGCUUGGGCAUAUUUCAGUUCAGAAUAUAGGUAAAGUUAAAUUGCUCAUUCCUUCUGAAGACUAUUAUUAAUUAAACUGAAAUAUAAAGGAUAGUGGUUAACUAAAUCAUUUUCUCCGUUCCCCCCAUUAUUAUGCCAAAACCCACAAUUGUAUAGUAUCAUCAUCUAUUUGUUUCACAUAGCUGGUAAAUUUUAGUGUUCGGUACCAGCUGAGAGUAACUGGGGUCCCAGUGGUUAGAAUUUUGUCAAGCACUAAGAAAAUGUAUCAAUGCUCAUGUUUAAAUGUUUCACUACUUCUUGGUACUUUAAACCUGAUAGAAUGUGUCUCAUAAUUUUGUGUCAUACCUUUUGUUAACAUUUGCACUCAUGUAGCUAACAUUUGGCAUUUUUGGCACAAACCAGUUCUUUGAGUACAGACCUAAGUGGAUACACAGUGAGUUAAGAUUCACUACAAGGGAGAAAGUUGACAAGAGACUGAAAGAAGGGAGAAGGAACUUGGUAGAGGAUGAUGAUGUUUCCCUCAGAACAAGUCUGCUGAGCUGCUUGAGUUCCUCAUAGCUUCCAUGAAAUACAGGUAAUCCUGUCACUUGCUUUUGUGGGCAGUUUAUGAAAGGUGCAGGCUUCACCUCUGCUUGUCUUUCCCAGAAAUCCUUUAUCACACAAGACUCAAAUAAUGCAAAACUGAACGUUUUCUCUUAAGAGAAUGUGUCUGGACCAGAGUAUUUGUUUGGUUUUGGGGGUUUUUUUUGGUUGGUUGGUUGUUUUCAUUUGGACACUACCAUCUUGGUAAUCAUAGUUAUUCUGGUUAAACGCAUCAGGCGUGUUUUGGGGAUUUGAGACCACAUUGAGAUGUUUGCAGUUAUUCUGCUUUAAUGAGACUACUGGACACACUUGUACAAUUAGCAUAUAUUAACAGAUAUCCCAUGCUGUUCUUGCUCUCUGGGGAAAAUCUGUCCAAUAUUAAAUGAACCAAUAAAGAGCAUGCAAGCUUCCUGCUUAGUUGAUUGCACUAAGCUAAAGCUCCCAUGAUCUUUAAAUUGUAGUAUUCUUUGCAGGGAGAAUAGACAGAGAUACACCUUCCCCUUGCUCAUGAUGAUUAAGCCUGGCAGGCCUCAGUGUAGGCACGCACAUCAAAAGCAGUAAGCUCGUGGUGUUUCUCUGGGAUGGAUAUAGUUGGAAUGGGUUCCUGAAGAGAAUAAAAGUAGGACGGGUACUAUUUAGCUGCUUAUCAAUUCUUUGAAAAUAAACUUCGAAAACCAAAGAUCAGUGCAAUGAUAAACAACAGCAGGCAGCAACUAUGUUGAACAUUUAGUGAACUAUGCCACCCACAGGGACCUUGACACACUUGAGAGGUGGCCAAUGCCAACCUCAUGAAGUUCAACAAUGCGAAGUGCAAGGUCCUGCGCCUGGGUCAGGGCAAUCCCAGGCACUGCUACAGGUUGGGCAGAGAAGUGGCUCAGAGCAGCCCUGCAGAGAAGGACUUGGGGGUGGUGGUUGAUGAGAAAUUGAAUAUGAGCCAGCUUCAGUGUGUGCUCACAGCCCAGAAACCAACUGUGUCCUGGGCUGCAUCAAAAGGAGCAUGACCAGCAGGUUGAAGGGGGUGAUCCUGCCCCUCUGCUCUCGUGAGACCUCACUUGGAGUCUAUGUGCAGUUCUGGUGUCCCCAACAUAAAUAAGACAUGGAGCUGUUGGAGCAAGUCCAGAGGAGGGCCACGAGGAUGAUAAGAGGGCUGGAGCACCUCCCGUAUGAAGACAGGCUGAGAAAGUUGGGGCUAUUCAGCCUGGAGAAGAGAAGGCUGCGUGGAGACCUCAUAGCAGCCUUCCAGUAUCUGAAGGGGGCCUAUAAGGAUGCUGGGGAGGGACUCUUCAUCAGGGACUGUAGCAACAGGACAAGGGGCAGUGGGUUCAAACUUAAAACAGGGCAAGUUCAGAUUAGAUGUAGGGAAGAAGUUCUUUACAGUGAGGGUGGUGAGGCACUGGAAUGGGUUGUCCAAAGAAGUGGUAAAUGCUCCAUCCCUGGCAGUGUUCAAGGCCAGGUUGGACAAAGCCUUCGGUGACAUGGUCUAGUGUGAGGCAUACCUGCCCAUGGCGGGGGGUUGGAACUAGAUGAUCUUAGGGUCCUUUCCAGCCCUAACCAUUCUAUGAUUUUAUAAAUGUCAAGUUAUGAGUCUGGAACCAACUGUGAAAGACACUAACAGCCUGGAAAGCACUGGCCCUGGAAAGGAGUUGAAUGACAGGAAGAAAACAAUGCAGCAGAACUAUUUACACCCCUUAGAGGUUUACAGAGCAAUUUUGUGACUGAGAUGAUUUUAAUCCGUGUGUUUGUUACUGGCGAGUUUAAUCCUCUUUAUGGUGCUGAUCCUGCUUCUUAAGAGCCUCAGAGAUGGGACCAAAAAACCAAUGGAAAUGCUGAAUUAAAUAUCUUAGAAGUACUCAAAACAGGUAUCAGGAAGAAAACAGAGAGGUGAGGUGACUUAAAGUGGGCAGUUACUUCACAGAGGGGAAAAAAAUAUUAUAGGACGUGUAGCAUAACAAGAAUUAGAAACUUGUACAAAACUGGAAACUCAGUUCAGAUAUUUUCAAAGUGAAAUUAAAACAGAUUUUUCAAUAGUUGAACUACUGGAAUGAACCAACCUUGAAAAGCAACUUUAUCUUCUGUUCUCUUGUUUAAUUCUCAUCGUUAUGCUGGCUUCCUGUAAUGUGUUUUAAUUAAACCAAAUUUAUUUGGGUUUUGCUACUGAGACAAGGUAAAUGGCUUAGUUUUUGGAAAGCUUUGUCUUUUGUCCAGUUGUACUUAACAAUUAAUAAAUUUUGCUGUAUGUUUCCUGUUUAAGGGCUGGAAACAUUAUGUACCUCA